Thalassophryne amazonica is the source of this 877-nucleotide messenger RNA. RefSeq lists its product as uncharacterized. The transcript has 5 exons. Lineage: Eukaryota; Metazoa; Chordata; Actinopteri; Batrachoidiformes; Batrachoididae. The record is from RefSeq and is a predicted model, not a curated record. Bases 26 to 658 code for a protein of 210 amino acids.
UAACAACAGCUCAAGACCCAUCAAGAUGACUAUGAUCAGGAUUACCAUCUUCAUCAUGACUUAUCUGAGCCUCAUCUCCCAUGGCCAAGGUUUUGAGGUGGUGCAGCCAAAGACUCAGACAGUGAAUGGUGACGGCUCAGUCUCUAUCAGUUGUGGCCACAAUGCCAGUGACAGCAUUGUCGAUGUACGACUGAACCAACUAUCUCUAGUGGAGAAACAGAGUAGGCGAUCACUUCUCUGCCAGUGGCAAAAGGACAAGUGUCACAAUAUAGUCUUAUAUGAGGAGAAUUCCAGAAAAUACCUUUUCAUCAUGCUGUACGUUGGAGCAGAGCAGAUGGACUUUGGCUAUGAAUGUGAGUUCACAGUGACAAGAGAAGAUGAUCUACAUGAAACCAAGAGAGGAGAGCCAACCAGACUGCUUCCAGGGCCAAAGGAGGCACAGCAGGUUCUGGUCCUUCACUCUGUACCACCUCCUCGGGCUCCACCUGCUCCUCAGGAGUCACAGCUCAGGUGGUGUCUGAUUGGUUUGCUGACUCUGAUGCUGCUGUACAGCUGUGUCAUCACUGCCUUCUACAUCAUGCUAUGGAACAGUAGACGAGAACCUGACAUCAAUGCCACCUAUGUGGAAAUGAGGAAAGUCCUUCAGCGAGGACACUGAUUGAACAGAUGAAGCACAUCCAAUAAAGGUUUAUGGGACAGCACUAUUACAUUAUGUUUUUUCCCAGCAAUUUCUUUGUUUGCCUUUUUGGGGGAGGAGGGGAGUCCCCCUUCUGGGACAAAGCAUACUUCUACUAACAUCCAGCAGGCGUGAAAGUAUAUCUGUUCUGUCUUUCACCUUAGUUGCAGCUACAACAGACUCUCAUCUAUUCACCCUUCU